AUGCCAACUCGAAUAGUCACCGAAAUUUUCGGAAACCCUGUAAAAGUUAUUCAGCAUAAGUCAGAUAUUAUACGGACGGAAGUGUUACGGGACUUUGGUGGCAUUUAUCUCGAUCUUGAUGUAAUAGUCUUUCAACCAUUCGAUGAUCUUCUCUAUGAUGAUUUUACUAUGGCCCUUGAGGAACAUAUUGAACCAACUCUCGGUAAUGCAAUAAUUAUCGGCAGGCCAUUUGCUCCUUUUCUUACCAGAUGGAUACAAGGAUAUAAAGAUUUUAACGACGAUGAAUGGUCCCGUCAUUCAACUCGGUUGCCUUACCUUAUAUCAGAAGAACAUGGCGAUGAUAUUCAUGUUUUAAACACAACAGCAUUUUUUUGGCCGACUUGGAUUAGAGAGCAUCUGAACUACGAUAUAUAUUUACGAGAUUUAACUCCAAAAUCGAUAAAAAGUGUGGAAACAAGUUUUAAUAGAGCUAUCAGAAAAUUUUUAGACUAUUUGCCUAAAGACUUUAAUGAAGAGAUUGUUGAACAAGAAUUGAACAGAGGAAAAAAUAAGAAAGAAGGUGGUGAAGGAAGCAGAUAUUAA
Molecule: messenger RNA, 582 nt
Organism: Racocetra fulgida
Lineage: Eukaryota; Fungi; Glomeromycota; Glomeromycetes; Diversisporales; Gigasporaceae
Source: the annotation of a GenBank genome assembly